AUGAACACUUUCAAAAAGCCCUUUUCUUCUCCAUACUCAGAAACAUAUAAUCAACAAUGGAGAAAUCAUCCCAACUUUAGUUGGAGUGAUGAUAAUCGUGUUCAUUUAUCACAACCUCAGGGGCUUUCAAAAUUUCCUUCUUUUCCACCACCACAAUCAAAGACUCUUGAGGAAACAUUGCAGUCUUUUAUGCAAGGACAAGCAAAUAUUAAUAAUCAAACUUCACAAGCCAUCAAUGAAAUCAAGAACACACUUUCUUCAUUGACCUCUUCUUUACAUUCUCAAGAGAAAGGUAAAUUUCCUGCUCAACCUCAACCAAAUCCUUCUCAGCAAUUUAAUGUAAAUGCUUCUAGUUCUUCUGAAAGUCAACAACAAAAUCCUAACUCCAUCACGACUCUUCGUAGUGGAAAAAUUAUUGACAAAACCAUCCCUUCAAAAGAACUAAAAUCUGGUGGUACUUCAAAGCAAGAAAAUGAUGUUUCCAAAAGUGAGGAAAAGAUCAUUUCUGAACCUAUUAAAGCAUUUUUGACAGAAAAUGUGAGCUCAAUCAUUCAAAAAAACACUCCACCUAAAUUCAAAGAUCCUGGUUGUCCAACAAUUUCUUGUGUGAUUGGGAAUAAUAGGAUAGAGCGUGCUUUGCUUGAUCUUGGUGCUAGUAUUAAUCUAUUACCUUUUUCUAUGUAUGAGCAACUUGGUUUGGGAGAGCUUAAACCAACAACAACAACACUUCAACUUGCUGAUCGUUCAGUAAAAGUUCCAAGAGGGGUUGUAGAGGAUGUUCUAGUUCAAAUUGAUAAAUUCUAUUUUCCUGUUGAUUUUAUAGUUUUGGACACACAUCCUGUUUUAAAUUCAAAUGCACAAAUACCCGUCAUUCUAGGACGUCCCUUUCUUGCUACUUCAAAUGCGUUGAUAAAUUGUAGAAAUGGUAUCUUACAACUCUCUUUUGGAAAUAUGACCGUGGAAAUGAAUAUUUUUAACAUUUGCAAGCAACAUGGAGAUGAAGAUGAUUUGCAUUUAGUAGAUCUUAUUGAACAACUUGUUGAUGAUCAAUUUAUCGCUACAUCUUCAUAUGAUGCGCUUGAAUUUGAAUUCAAUGAUAAUUCUAAAAAUUCGCAUAUGAUCUCAAGUGUUCAAGAACCAAAGCUCGAUUUGAAACCAUUUUUUGAGAAUUUCUCUAAAUUGGAAGAGUCCGUUGCUAUACAUGAUUCUAAAGAUUGA
This is a messenger RNA of Olea europaea var. sylvestris, 1218 nucleotides long. RefSeq lists its product as uncharacterized. Lineage: Eukaryota; Viridiplantae; Streptophyta; Magnoliopsida; Lamiales; Oleaceae. The record is from RefSeq and is a predicted model, not a curated record. Bases 1 to 1218 code for a protein of 405 amino acids. The transcript is spliced from 2 exons.